This is a messenger RNA of Diaporthe citri, 1317 nucleotides long. RefSeq lists its product as uncharacterized. The transcript is spliced from 3 exons. Gene Ontology annotation, cellular component: COPII-coated ER to Golgi transport vesicle; Golgi membrane; endoplasmic reticulum. Lineage: Eukaryota; Fungi; Ascomycota; Sordariomycetes; Diaporthales; Diaporthaceae. The record is from RefSeq and is a predicted model, not a curated record. Gene Ontology annotation, biological process: retrograde vesicle-mediated transport, Golgi to endoplasmic reticulum; endoplasmic reticulum to Golgi vesicle-mediated transport. Bases 1 to 1317 code for a protein of 438 amino acids.
AUGUCUGCAAAGUCUCGUUUCACGAAGCUUGACGCCUUUACAAAGACCGUCGAAGAUGCGCGCAUCCGAACAACCUCCGGCGGCAUCGUCACCAUCGUCUCGCUGCUCGUGGUUUUGUACCUGGCAUUGGGCGAAUGGGCAGACUACAGGCGCACAAUAAUACAUCCCGAGCUUAUUGUCGACAAAGGACGGAGCGAGCGGAUGGAGAUCCACCUGAACAUCACCUUCCAACGAAUCCCAUGUGAGCUACUGACCCUCGACGUGAUGGACGUCUCGGGCGAGCAGCAGCACGGCGUGCAGCAUGGCGUCAGCAAGGUGCGCCUCCGCCCCGAGUCCGACGGAGGCGGCGUCAUCGACACCAAGGCCCUGGCCCUCCACGACGACGACGAAACCGCCAAGCACCUCGACCCCGACUACUGCGGUGGCUGCUACGGCGCUGCCGCCCCGCCCAACGCCAUGAAGGCCGGCUGUUGCCAGACCUGCGACGAGGUGCGCGAGGCUUACGCCCAGGCGUCCUGGGCCUUUGGCCGCGGCGAGAACGUCGAGCAGUGUAUGCGGGAGCACUACGCCGAGAGGCUGGACGAGCAGCGCCACGAGGGCUGCCGCAUCGAGGGCAGCCUGCGCGUCAACAAGGUCGUCGGCAACUUCCACAUCGCCCCCGGCCGCAGCUUCAGCAACGGCAACAUGCACGUCCACGACCUCAAGAACUACUGGGACACCCCCGUCGCCGGCGGUCACCGCUUCUCACACACCAUCCACCAGCUGCGCUUCGGGCCCCAACUCCCCGAAGAGAUUAUCGAGAAGCUGGGCACAAAGUCCCUGACGUGGACAAACCACCACGUCAACCCCCUGGACGGCCUCGAGCAGGUCACCGACGACCCCAACUUCAACUACAUGUACUUUGUCAAGAUCGUGCCCACCUCCUACCUACCCCUCAGCUGGAGCAAGAAGUACCGCGACCUGAUGACCGACGCGAACGCCGCCCUCGGCCAGUUUGGCCAGAACGACGACGGCAGCAUCGAGACCCACCAGUACUCGGUCACAAGCCACAAGCGCAGCCUGUCUGGCGGUGACGACUCCGCCGAGGGCCACGCCGAGCGCCUGCAUUCCAAGGGCGGUAUCCCAGGCGUCUUCUUCUCAUACGACAUCUCGCCCAUGAAGGUCAUCAACCGCGAGGAGCCAGCCAAGUCAUUCGCCGGCUUCCUCACUGGGCUGUGUGCCAUUCUCGGCGGUACCCUGACGGUCGCGGCUGCCGUGGACCGAUUUGUGUUCGAGGGCGCGGCGAGGUUGAAGAAGCUGAGGGCCAAGGAUCUAUAG